Molecule: messenger RNA, 1538 nt
Organism: Uloborus diversus
Lineage: Eukaryota; Metazoa; Arthropoda; Arachnida; Araneae; Uloboridae
Product: CDK5 and ABL1 enzyme substrate 1-like
Exons: 12
Coding region: 4-1482 (492 amino acids)
Biological process (GO): regulation of cell cycle
Source: RefSeq, a predicted model, not a curated record
GGUAUGAGUGCGUUGAGUAAACGGCAAAAAUCAAGACGCCGGCUAGCUGCAUAUAGUUUUUUAUCUAAUAUUUCCUUGGAUGGAACUCACAGGGAUACAAAACUCGGUAUAUAUAACUUGAGCUUGCAAACUGAUUUCGGAAAGUGCAAUGUUGCAGUACAGAAACUUAAUACAGUAGCAGCCAGUACAAAAAACGCUGUAUUGAGAACUCAAGAUGGAAAUGAUCGGCUUAAUCGAAUCGCCGUUAGCGAAGAGAAAUUACAGGUUUAUCCUGGUCAACACACCGGAAGCAGUCCCAGGGAAAGGGUCCACAGUUUUGUUGCUGAAACAAAAUCUAAAUUCCUUAGUGCAAAAAAGAAAUCUACUCUGACAGUUCAUGAUAAUCAAUAUACAAGCGCUGAAAGCUUGGGACUGUAUAGUCGACAUACAUCUUCUACAUUAUCUGAAGCAUCAUGUCCAGCCUUAGAAGUGAGAUUUUGUAAAUCUCUGCGUGAUGUGCAUGAUGAAAGACUCGUUCUUCUCUCUCCAAGUAAAGUUCCUUAUCUUGUUUUUUCGUGUUUACCAUAUCUUAAACAGAACAGUUCUUCAAGAUCUGAUUUUAAACAAGAUGGAAAUAGAAGGCGCCAAGUUUCAGGAAAUCGUCCGUUGUCUGCAAUUAAUGAUGAAUCUGACCCUUUAAAUCUGUUAGCAGCUUUAGGAUAUCGUGUGCAUGAAGGCCAAGAAGUUUCAUAUAGGGGUCUGCUUUCAUCUCCAAACGCACAAUUUAAAUACAAAUUGCAAGACUCAGAUCACCUCACAAUUCCAUGUCCUCAUAUGAGUCGUUGUCAUUCCUAUGAUCCAGCUACUAGCAAUGUGCUUUACACGAAACAAACCACCUCGCCACCUCAUAAUCAUGAUAGAGCAUUUGACUGGUCGGAAUCCAAGUUCUGUCAUCAUACAUGUCUCUUAACCUACACUCCUAACUUGCUAGAUGAUCCUGAACUUGUCACAGGAAAACAUAGUACAGUUUUAACAUUUUCCUCAUAUAUAUCAUCCAUUAUUGAUUAUGUAAAGCCAUCUGAUCUCAAGAAAGAAUUGAAUGAAAAGUUUAAAGAAAGAUUUCCACAAAUACAUUUAACUCUAAGCAAGUUAAGAAGCUUGAAAAAGGAAAUGCUGAAGAUUACACAUUAUGAAUGUGGAAUUGAUCUCUUGACUGUUGCUCAAGCCUAUGUUUUUUUCGAAAAACUCAUUUUGAAGAUGCUAAUUAAUAAACAGAAUCGAAAACCCUGUGCUGCUGCUUGUUUGCUUUUAUCUGCAAAAUUGAAUGAUGUGAAAGGAAAUGAUCUGAAGUGCUUAAUUGAGAAAAUGGAAAGUGGAUUUAGACUCAACCAUCGAGACCUCAUAGCCUGUGAAUUUGGAGUUUUAGUUGCACUAGAAUUCUCCUUGCAUCUUCCAACAUGGGAAAUAUUUCCACAUUAUCAGCGUCUACUCUACGAGUCAUGAAGAAACUCAUUUUGAUCAACUCAUUUUCUUUGUGCAUUGUAAAUAUUUUCUGUGAU